This is a messenger RNA of Nomascus leucogenys (northern white-cheeked gibbon), 935 nucleotides long. RefSeq names its product SEBOX homeobox (gene SEBOX). Lineage: Eukaryota; Metazoa; Chordata; Mammalia; Primates; Hylobatidae. Gene Ontology annotation, molecular function: DNA binding. The record is from RefSeq and is a predicted model, not a curated record.
ACCUUAUCCAGCUCCAUGCCCAGCCCUGUGGAUGCAUCCUCAGCAGACGGUGGCAGUGGGUUGGGUUCCCACCGGAGAAAGCGGACCACCUUCAGCAAAGGGCAGCUGCUGGAGCUGGAGAGGGCAUUUGCAGCAUGGCCCUACCCCAACAUCAGCACCUGUGAGCACCUGGCCUGGGUCACUCGCCUUCCUGAGGCCAAGAUACAGGUGUGGUUCCAGAACCGCCAGGCCAAAAGAAUCAAGAAUAGGAAGUUAGGAAGUCUAAGCCCCAGGCCUGAGUACCCCCAGAGCUCCUGUUUUCUUCCAGACACCCUCCAGCAGCCCUGGGAUCCCCAAAUGCCAGGCCAACCUCCACCCUCCAGCAGCACACCUCAGCGCACCUCAGUGUGUGUGCACAGCUCCUGUCCAGCUCCUGGCUUGGGUCCAGGGCAGGGCUGGGAAGGGGCUAAAGCUGUAGCCCCAUGGGGACCAGCUGGGGCUUCAGAGGUCCACCCUUCUUUAGAGCAAGCUACUCCCCAGACUUCACUAGGCAGCCUGUCUGACCUCAUCUAUGCCUCGGCCAUUGUCAUCAGUGUGGACCACUCCUAGUCUUGGUCCAGAACUUGCAAGACCCCUCCUCUGACACCUGUAGCCCACCCUGCCCCUCCUGGGAUUGAACACAUCAGAAGUGGAUCCCCUGGCCCCACUUUUUAUGCAAAGGGAUUCCCUAUGGGAAAGGAGUUUAGCUCAGGCAUCCUUCCCUUCUACUGGCCUCCAGACCAGCCUAGAUGCACGCUGGGGCCUGGCUCCUGCCACCCCACACCCUGACCCCUUUGGGGCAUAUGCUCAUUGUUGUGGCAGGAGGUACCUUCAGAAGGAUGAGAUGAGGGCCAUGUUUUCCUCCACUCUUGCCAGGCCUGGUCCCCAGUUCUCACCAGCUGAUGACCUCCUCCCUC